Candidula unifasciata is the source of this 592-nucleotide messenger RNA. The record is from the annotation of a GenBank genome assembly. NCBI's taxonomy places the organism in Eukaryota, Metazoa, Mollusca, Gastropoda, Stylommatophora, Geomitridae.
AUGAUGGCAACCCAGCAAGGCAUGUCCCAGCAACAGUUGCAACAUCUUCUGCAGCAGGGGCUGUCUCCGUCACUGCAGCAACUGAUACAGCAACAGUCUUUGAUGAUGCAACAGGUGCAACAUCAGAAACUACAUGAGCAGUUAUUACAUUCCCUUAACGAACAGCUUCAAAUGAACUUGAUGCACCAGGCCCAGCUCAUGAAAGACUCCUCGGGAAAAGGCAGUACAGUCUCUCCUUCCAUCAAUAACCACAGCCUUCAGACACUGCUGAUGCAGCACCAGCAGAUUAUGCAGCAGAUUCAGUUGGUUCAGAGACAGUUUGCCUUGGCCAGCGUUCUGCAGCCAAUGGCCAUGCACCAAGGCAUGAUGUCACCAACUGAGCUGCAGAUGUUGUGGAAGGAGGUCACACAACAAACUGGUAUCGGCGACAACGGUCAGGACUCCAUCAACGGCCAGUCGACCACAGUGGCAAACACUCACAGUGGGUCCAACUACUCCACCAGCGGCACCAGUAACGGACCCACCAACCGACUCUUCUCAUCCUCUUCCCCUGGAUAUCUCAAACGAAGCAUGGAUGCCUUCGGAAUCACCG